Messenger RNA from Uloborus diversus, 1960 nucleotides. RefSeq names its product vacuolar protein sorting-associated protein 53 homolog. Gene Ontology annotation, cellular component: GARP complex. The record is from RefSeq and is a predicted model, not a curated record. NCBI's taxonomy places the organism in Eukaryota, Metazoa, Arthropoda, Arachnida, Araneae, Uloboridae. The transcript has 17 exons. The coding region runs from base 128 to 1960 and encodes 610 amino acids. Gene Ontology annotation, biological process: retrograde transport, endosome to Golgi.
CAAGAACGUGAGUAAUGGUUCCUUCGCCUUCAUUGUUUACAUCACAAUUUUCUUACAUGUGCAGCUUACCAUCAUCCUAUGAAUUUCUAUUCCAAUGACAUUUUGUCCAUGUUUUAUAUGAAAAUAGAUGGAAAAUAUAAGAGAAAUUCAAGAACCAGUAAAGAUGAAAAUGGAAUUUGAUGAUGAAGCAGUAGAGGACGAAAAUCUCAAUAAUCACAUUGAUUUUCCACCAGAAGUUCAGAAUGCUAUUGAGCAGGUUUUACCAAGUACAGAUCCUUUAGAUCAUCCUGAUUUCAAUGCAGUCGAUUACAUAAAUAAAUUAUUCCCCACAGAGCAGUCAUUGUCUAAUAUUGAUGAAGUUACAGGAAGAAUGAAAUUCAAAAUCAGGCAACUGGAUGAUGAGAUUCGUACAGUUGUUCGUGGUCAGACAAGUGUUGGGCAAGAUGGCCGUCAAGCAUUGGAAGAAGCUCAAAGAGCUAUUCAGCAGCUGUUUGCUCGAAUCAAAGACAUAAAAGAUAAAGCGGAGAAAUCAGAACACAUGGUAAAAGAAAUUACUCGUGAUAUCAAGCAAUUGGACCAUGCAAAACGUCAUCUUACUGCUUCAAUACUUACGUUGAAUCAACUUCACAUGCUGGUUGAUGGUGUAGAUAAACUUCAGAAUUUAGUAAAGAAGCGCCAAUAUGGUGAAAUCGCUAACUUACUGCAGGGUGUGACAAAUGUAUUGGAUCAUUUUCAAAAAUACAUCAGGAUCCCACAAAUCGCACACUUAGCUGAAAAGUCUCAAAAAAUAAAAGCAGAUUUAACCUCUCAAAUAACUAGUGAUUUUCAAAAUGCAUUUGCUGGUCCCAAUUCUAAGCACUUCACAGCUAGUCAACAGUUAGCAGAAGCAUGUUUGGUUGUAUCAAUUUUGGAACCUAAAGUUAAGAAAGAACUAUUGAAAUGGUUUGUUGGGAUUCAGCUGUCUGAAUAUUCUCAUUUAUAUCAAGAAACUCAGGAAAUUGCAUGGUUAGAUAAAAUUGAUAAAAGGUAUUCAUGGUUAAAAAAGCAUCUAAUUGAAUUUGAAGAAAAAUUUGGUCGCAUGUUUCCUCCUGAUUGGGAAGUUAGUGAACUCAUAGCUGUAGAAUUUUGUCAUAUUACAAGGAAAGAACUCGGGAAAAUUAUGGUCUCUAGAAAAUCUGAAUUAAAUGUUCAAUUGUUGCUGUUUGCUAUUGAGAAAACAACAAACUUUGAAUCACUUUUGUCUCGUCGUUUCUCUGGAAUAACUUUAGAUGCAUCUGCAAUUAACCAAGCAACAAAUAGUGAGACUUCUAAUCCAUUUGAAGAACCUGAUGAGACAAAUCCAUUUAAGGAAGAUAUCAAAAAAGAGGAAGGUUCGCCAGAGAGCACUUCUGCUGAAAAGUCAUCCAUCAUGAAAAUUACUAAUCCAUUCCAAGGCAUCAUAUCUCGUUGUUUCGAACCUCAUCUAACAAUUUAUGUUGAAUAUCAAGAUCGAAAUCUAGCUCAAUUGAUGAAUGGCUUCAUAGAAGAUUCUCAAAAGUCUGAACUACCUCGUCCUGAAGUCGACCAAGCAAGUGUCUUACCAUCUUGUGCGGACCUCUUUGUUUUCUAUAAAAAGUGCCUUGUUCAGUGUUCCCAGUUAAGUGUUGGGCAACCCCUUCUCCAGCUAACCAUAGUCUUUCAGAAAUACCUACGAGAAUAUGCUCACAAAGUUCUCCAAAACAGUUUACCGAAAGGAAGCAAUACUCCAUCGUCUGCCAAUUUAAUUCAGAGUCUUCUGAAAGAAGGUGAAGUCACAAAAUUUAGCCCUGCUGAACAGAUUCGUGUAUGCAGUAUAUUGACUACUGCUGAUUAUUGCUUGGAAACUACUUUACAGUUAGAAGGCAAGCUAAAAGAAAAAGUCGACCCUACUCUUGCAAGUCAGGUGAAUUUGGUUUCUGAACAAGACAUUUUUCACAAGUGA